AUGAUAUUCUCAUCCUAUAAACAAUUACUUAAUUUCGUUGAUGAUUGUAAAGAUACUAUUUGGUUUGUUCAUCUUAUACCUAAUGAGCAAUAUCGUGAAUCAUUAAUAAAAGUUUCUUCAAAUGAUUGGCAACGAAUUGAACGUCGUCUAUCAAUAUUUAAUAUUCAAACAGGAAUAUUAAAUUGUUCAAAUAAUGAUUAUUCGAAAAUCUGUCAAACAUUACAUAAUGAACGAUUCUUUUUAUUUAUUCCAUCAAUAAAUCGACGUUUAUCUCAUAUAUAUUCCUAUGAAAUAUCUUUUAUAAAUCAUGAUUAUCAAUAUAUAUUAAAAUGGUUAAGUAAAACAUUAGAAAAUCAUGUAAAUAAAAAUUUUGAAUGGUACGAAUUAUCGAAAGAAAAACAAUCCAUAUUAGAAUUUCAAAUAAAUCUCAAUUCGUAUACAUUAAAUUUACCAAUCUAUUAUUUUACAUUAUUAUAUCGUUAUGGUUCAAAUAUAAAUUUUCAUUUAAAUUUUCAUGAAAAUAAAAAUUUUCAAAUUAAAUUUUCAUUUCAUAAUUCAACAACAAAUACAUAUAUUUAUAAUGAUAUAAAUAGUUUAUAUAAUUAUCAUGAGUUAUAUUCAUUUCGUUCAUUAAAUAUAUUUCUAUCAUGUUUAACAAUAAAUUGUCAAACAUUAAUCUAUAUAUAUUUUAUUAUAUUAAAUAUCUAUUUUCUUUAUGAUAUUUAUUUAGUUCAAUCAUUAUCUUUAUUAAAAAAGAUUUUAACGAUUAAUAUUAUAUCAGGUUUUCUUUGGUCAUUAUGUUUAACUUGUAUAUCAACAAAAAAUAUCGAUGAUGCUUUACAAAUGAUAUCAUUUUAUCUGAUAAAAUAUUCACAGAAUUCGAAAAUUUUGAUGUUUAUUAGAAAUGAUUUAUAUAUUUAUUCGAUAAUGUCAAAAUGGAUUUUCUAUCCAAUUUUAAUUAUAUUACAUAUUGGAAUUGGUUUAUGUUUUAGAUGGUAUUUAAAGGAAAAAUUUGGAAGAAUGACAAACGAUGUAAGUUAAGAAUAUAAAGUUUAUUACGUACAUUAUCUCUUUCUCUCUCUCUCUUCGUCUUCUUUUCUAUUCUCUCCAGCUGCUAGACAUGUACACUCUUUCUCCUAACCUACUUCUUUCCGAUCGAUAUUGUCUGUGAAGAAAAACAAAAAUGAUUUUUCCAUUCCUCUUAAUGUUCAUUAUGUAAAUAGUAGCAACGAAGUUUCUCGAUUUCUUCUCUGAUUCGUUUUUUAUCUCUCCAUUGCCCAGACACUCCUUGUUUUUCUAAUAGAAGUCAGUUAUAUUUUGUAUUUCACCCAUAUUUAACGACAAUUAUAUAUCCGAGCAGGUAUCGAUCUAAAAAUAAUACAUAGAAAUAGAGAUAUACAACAGUUGUAUGAUAUUUUCUUGGUAAGUAUUUAAUACUGACAGAUUGUUUUAUUUAAUUGUCGUAUAAUUCAUAUGUAGAGAAUAUUCAAACAAUAGAUCUCUUUCUUUUACCUUUAAUUAGUUUUAAUUAAAUUGUUUCUUCUCUCAAUAAUUUAUUAGUAAGACAUUAGACAGAACCGUAAACGAAUCUGUGUUUAACAUGUCACAAAAAUUCACUUAAUCAGAAUAAUGAUGUCAAAGAAUAUUUUCAGAGGACAGAUUAAAUCUAUCAUUAUAGUAGUGUUAACAAUCAUUAGUUAAUCUGAAGAAUAUAGUCAUCAAUGCUAUUGGAUAGCAUUAUUGAAAUAAAAAUAUAACUAAAAUAAUUAUUUUAUACAAUUUUGCGACGAACUAAUGUCCUUUCAUUUUGAAAUGGACUUUCGUCUUUCUUACUAGUAUUUUUAUCUUAUUCGCAAAGUUUAUCAAUCUAUAAAAUUUUAUCUACUAAAUUUAAUAAUUAUAACGAUCUAAUAAAUAUUUCAAGUUUUUCUUAUCUUAUAAGAAAUAUACAAAAUUGACUUAUUCUUCAUUAGAAUAAAAGAUAAAGUUUCUAUUUUAUAUUUUAGAUACCAAAUGAUGUUAUAAUGAUUGAUCAAACCCAUGC
Adineta steineri is the source of this 2044-nucleotide messenger RNA. Lineage: Eukaryota; Metazoa; Rotifera; Eurotatoria; Adinetida; Adinetidae. The record is from the annotation of a GenBank genome assembly.